UUCAUAUUUUAUCAUACGCAUUUUAUAUUUUUCAAGAUAGAUAAACCAAAAGUUUUAAAUUCAUAAUGAAGGCAGAGAGUCUACAAUCAUAAUAGAAUGAGAUCUAUGAUAGAACUAGGAAUGCUGAAGCUUUCGUAGUGCCUCUCUCAUCUCUCUCGUAGCAGAAAGGGGUAACAGUAGUCAUUAGCAUCCCUUUAUGGAGAGUUCAGUGCUUAGCUACCAGCUGUAGAAAUUUUACCAUGCAUGUCCCUCUGUGGAAACUGUGCAACAAAAGCAGAGAGCGUUUUAGCUCCUUUAUCUGAAAAUGUCUUGGAAACUUAGUCCCCUAAAACUAAAUGCAUUCAAACAACCCUCGGACUUCCGGUCAUAAAUACCCAACUCAUUCUGCUGCUUCCAUCCACACCUCCAUAUACAAUCCCCUGCUACCGGAAGUGCAGUUUCUUCAUCUUCACAUAAUCUCAACACCUUCUUCCAAUCUUCACUCUACCGCUGUUCUAGAUCAUGAUGGGUACUUUUCUGUUGUUCAUGAUUUUUCUUCCUCUCCUAUGGACCUCCCAAUUAGUUCGUGGACAACUUGUUCCUGCAAUCAUCACGUUUGGGGACUCGGCAGUUGAUGUGGGAAACAACAACCACCUGUAUACUCUGGUGAGGGCUAACUUUCCACCUUAUGGGAGGGACUUUGUUACACAUUCGCCUACUGGAAGGUUCUGCAAUGGAAAACUAGUCACAGAUUUUACAGCUGAAUCUCUUGGGUUUGCAAGCUACCCACCAGCAUACCUCAGUCCUCAAGGUUCUGGGAAGAACAUCUUGAUCGGAGCCAACUUUGCUUCUGCUUCUUCUGGGUUAUAUGAAAGGACUGCAGCCUUAUAUAAUGCUAUUCCUCUGUCCAGGCAGCUGGGUUAUUACAGAGAGUACCAGACUAAGCUGCACAGGGCUGCGGGGAAGGCGACAGCCUCGUCCAUCAUAAGUCAAGCAAUCUACAUUCUGAGUGCGGGAAGCAGCGACUUCAUUCAGAACUACUACAUCAACCCACUGCUGAACAGAGCUUACACCCCUGGGCAGUUCUCAGAUGUUCUAGUCCAGAGUUUCUCUUCAUUCGUUCAGGAGCUCUACGGGUUAGGUGCUCGGAGGAUUGGGGUCACGUCUCUGCCACCGCUGGGCUGCCUCCCUGCCUCCAUUACUCUCUUCGGCCUCGGCAGUAAUGACUGCGUCGAAAGGCUCAACACCGACGCCCUUUCCUUCAACCGGAAGCUGCACGCCGCUGCGCGUGCUCUCAGAAACGGACUGCCGGAGCUAAAGAUCGUGGUCUUCGACAUCUACGCUCCCCUCUACGAUCUUGUCACCAACCCCCUCAAACAAGGGUUUACUGAGGCGAGGAGGGCGUGCUGUGGGACAGGCACCAUAGAGACCUCAUUGCUCUGCAACGCCAACGCCCCUGGCACCUGCUCCAACGCCACCACGUACGUGUUCUGGGACAGCUUCCACCCUUCCGAAGCUGCCAACCAGCUCCUAGCCAACGCUCUCCUCCUCCAGGGCAUCUCCCUCAUCUCCUAGCUGCAUUCUCCAUCCUUAUAUAUAUAUGAACUCAUCGUCUCAUAGAACAUCAUAUAUAUAGUCAACCUUCUUUUGAGCUGUGGCUUAUAGAAAAUGUGAUCGUGUUGGUUUCGGAUAGUUGAGGUACUGUAACAUGUUUCAGACUUGGACUGUUUUUAUCUGGGGAGUAAGUAGCUGUCUAGUUCAUAGUGAUAAUUGUGUUUAACUUUUUCC
This is a messenger RNA of Nymphaea colorata (pocket water lily), 1767 nucleotides long. RefSeq names its product GDSL esterase/lipase At5g03810-like. Gene Ontology annotation, molecular function: hydrolase activity, acting on ester bonds. The record is from RefSeq and is a predicted model, not a curated record. NCBI's taxonomy places the organism in Eukaryota, Viridiplantae, Streptophyta, Magnoliopsida, Nymphaeales, Nymphaeaceae. The transcript has 5 exons. The coding region runs from base 502 to 1554 and encodes 350 amino acids.